GGGCCCACUUUAGAAUAUAGAAAUUAUAAGACGAAGGUGCUGCCAAAGCCACCACAAUCGCAUAAGCCUAAGCCUGAGACAUACCAUAGACUAUAUGGUGUUUCUCCACAAUUCCCAUGGAGCCUAAGACACAACCCCAAGCGAAUAGUCCUCCACCAAAACCUUGGGAACAAGCAGGUUCCUCUUCGGGUCCAGCGCCUUUCAAACCCCCGUCAGCUGGCAACACAAGUGAUGUAGUUGAGGCUUCAGGGACUGCAAAACCUGGGGAAAUUGUUUCUAGUUCUGAUAGGAGUGCAGCUGUCAACAGGAAUACUCUUGGGAGGCCUGUUCCCACAAGGCCAUGGGAGCAGAAUUAUGGAAACAGCACCUAUGGAGGAUAUGGGUCUACAAUGAAUUAUAAUUCUGGGUAUGGAUCUGGAAUGUAUGGAUCUUCUUAUGGUGGACUAGGAGGAGGAAUGUAUGGAUCAUCUUAUGGUGGGGGGAUGUAUGGUAACAGUAUGUACAGGGGAGGAUAUGGUGGCAUGUAUGGGUCAUCCGGGAUGUACGGGGGUGGAAUGUAUAACAGUGGCUUAGGGGGUCCAAUGGGUGGUUAUGGCAUGGGUGGUGGUCCUUAUGGAGAACAAGACCCCAACAAUCCGUAUGGUGCCCCUCCAUCCCCACCUGGAUUUUGGAUUUCUGCCCUACGUGUGAUGCAAGGUGUGGUUAACUUUUUUGGUCGAAUAUCAAUACUCAUAGACCAGAACACACAGGCUUUCCAUUUGUUCAUGACUGCACUUCUCCAGCUGUUUGACCGCUCUGGAAUGUUGUAUGGAGAGCUAGCUAGAUUUGUGUUGCGGUUGCUUGGGAUUAAAACAAAGUCCAAGAAGGUUCACCCGCCAGGUCCAAAUGGACAACCGUUGCCUGGACCUGGACCUGGACCUGGACCACACAAUCCUUCCGGAAAUGUAAACUACAUCGAGGCACCAAAGGCUGCUCCUAGUGGUUCUUGGGACAACGUUUGGGGAAAUGACGCAAAUCAAUGAUACAGUAUGUUGUUCUGCUAAAAGAGUUUGUCCAAAUACAUUGAAAAGAAGAAAAAAACAGCUGCAUUCAUCAUGAAGAUACUGAAACUGCAGAAGUCAUGUGUAUCCUGGGUUUAAAAUUCAGUUUGCUAUUUUCUCUUUGCUUGCGUUGGCUCUUGAUUUUACUAGAAAGGGGAUCUUAAAUAAGAUACCAUCCCUGCAUUAUACCUUGUAAACAUUUUCUUUGAAUCUGCAGGAAGCUGCUAUUUUCUCCUUACAUGUAUUAUUUUGUCCAUAGGGCAUACCUGCAUUAAGAUUUUCGGGGGCCAUUUAAUUGCGUUUUUUUUCGUGUAAUCGUAGGGUGAAUAUUCCUCGAGUUUGCUUUACGCAUGGUUCUGCCAAACAUCGGUAUGAUUAUAGUAUGAAUUCUGCGUUAAGUUUUAGGUUUAA
Glycine soja is the source of this 1451-nucleotide messenger RNA. Its product is annotated as peroxisomal membrane protein 13-like. Lineage: Eukaryota; Viridiplantae; Streptophyta; Magnoliopsida; Fabales; Fabaceae. The transcript has 5 exons. Bases 117 to 1022 code for a protein of 301 amino acids. Gene Ontology annotation, cellular component: peroxisomal importomer complex; peroxisomal membrane; peroxisome. Gene Ontology annotation, biological process: protein import into peroxisome matrix, docking. The record is from RefSeq and is a predicted model, not a curated record.